This is a messenger RNA of Larimichthys crocea (large yellow croaker), 4796 nucleotides long. It is a transcript of the gene zbtb7b, whose product is annotated as zinc finger and BTB domain containing 7B. The record is from RefSeq and is a predicted model, not a curated record. Gene Ontology annotation, biological process: regulation of transcription by RNA polymerase II; positive regulation of gene expression. The transcript is spliced from 4 exons. Gene Ontology annotation, molecular function: protein binding; RNA polymerase II cis-regulatory region sequence-specific DNA binding; DNA-binding transcription factor activity, RNA polymerase II-specific. Lineage: Eukaryota; Metazoa; Chordata; Actinopteri; Sciaenidae. Bases 596 to 2281 code for a protein of 561 amino acids.
GCGGUCUCUUCUCCAGCCCUGCCAGAGCCAAUCCGCGACUGGGUGUAAGUAGGGCAAGCCGCUUCCUGGUUCUCAGAAAGAAGGAGCAGGGAGUCGGAGUGGGCCAGCGGAGGCAGCAGACAGGGGGGUCAGAGCCAGUCCAGAGAACCGGCGGUCUGCAGAGAGAUAGCGAGAGGGAGGACCAAGAAGAAGAAAAAAAGUAAAACGCCGACGCACGAUUUGGCGAAGAUUAAAACCUCCCGGGUGUCGAGCUGAGGACGACAGGAUAAGUGACCCCCGUCAGAGAAGAGAGGAGCCGGGAGCAUAAAAAAGAAGAAUAAGAAUAAGAAGUAGAAGAAGUAGGCAGGGUGGGACGGAAUAAUCCAGGAAGUGUGGAGGCCGGGUCAGGUGGGAGGCGACGAGUCUAAACAGGUGACACACCGGCACUCAGGUAACUGUCUCACCUGACUGCCGUCCAUUUGACAGAAGAUUAUAACACACCUGUGUAUGACCCCUGCUGACCUCUGAGAUAAGAAACAGAAGAGGAGGGGGACGAGCAAGAGGCAGAAAAAAGCAGGCACCCAUCUUCUCCUGGGUUUAUGGACUGGAGGUGGCGAUGUCUCCAGGAGAGGAUGGUCUGAUUGGGAUCCCCUUCCCGGAGCACAGCAAUGAGCUCUUGUCCCACUUGAAUAACCAGAGGAGGGCAGGACUCCUGUGUGACCUCACUCUGACAUCCCGCGGGGCGCGCUACCCGACCCACCGCUCUGUCAUGGCUGCCGUCAGUCUCUACUUCCGCCAGCUGUUCGGGGCAGAGGAGGGAGGCGGUGAGGGUGGAGGUGGUUUCAGCGUGUGUCAGCUGGACUGCGUGGCGCCCGACGCCCUGGACGCCCUGCUGGAGUUUGCCUACACUGCCACCCUGACCAUCCCAAGCUCUGGGAUGAGAGAUGUGCUGCGAGGGGCUCAGCUUCUGGGCAUCCAAUGUGUGGCUGACGCGUGCAGAGACAUCCUGGGGGAGACAGCGGAGGCAGAGGGGGAGACAGCAGAGGAGCAGAGAGCCCAACACAUAGCUACUGAGAGGAUUGCGCAGGAGAGCAGGAUAAUGAAAGGGUCCCGAAGAAAAACAGACAAACUGAGGGUGAAAAAAGUUGGGUCGCAUCACAUCAACUCCUCUGCUUUGAACCCCCCAUCUGCUUCUCCCGUCUCACACCCUUCACCUGCAUCCGACAGCUUCCGUUCCCUGCCUUCAACCCAGCCACCCAGUCCAGAACAAGAUGAGCUUCACCACAAAUCUGGGCAGAACGGAGAUCCCAAGGCGAUCAGAGAGCCAGGGAGAGGAGCCACACUUAACGGAGGGCUCCUUCACUGGCUCCAUGAGCGCCCUCGUAUAGCCCAUCCACCUCCUGUCCCGCCCUUGAAUGAUAAGCUGUCAGAAGAUGACGACUUGGAGGGUUUUGGCGACGAUAGUAUGCUGAUGGGAAGCACCUCCAUACCUACCUCUGUAGCUAAUCAAGGGGUGGCGGCAUCAGCAGGGGCAGGUGGGAGGAAGAGGAAGUCUCAGACACCCCAGCAGUGCCCUGUUUGUCAGAAGAUCAUCCAUGGAGCAGGAAAACUGCCCCGGCACAUGAGGACACACACUGGGGAGAAGCCCUUCCAGUGCUCGGCCUGUGGAGUCCGUUUCACCCGGAAUGAUAAGUUGAAGAUCCACAUGAGGAAACACACAGGCGAGCGCCCCUACCCCUGCCCACACUGUUCUGCCCGGUUUCUCCACUCAUACGACCUCAAAAACCACCUGUCCCUCCACAGCGGGGCGAGGCCCUUCGAGUGUCCACUCUGCCACAAGGCCUUUGCCCGAGAGGACCACCUCCAGCGUCACCGCAAGGGACACAGCUGCCUGGAGUUGCGUACACGCCGGCCCAGACGGGGGCCCGAGCAUGGGGAGGAUGGGAGAGGGGAUGGAAGUGGGAUGGAGCAGUCCAACCCGCUGGAGGCUAUGUCUUUACAGGCCCACUCCUCUGCGUUCCUCCCUCACGCCUUGCUGGAUGUUGGGAGUGCGACCGGCCCGCUGAUGUACCCAGCUGAUGUCGAGAGGGAGCGAUCUCUCGCCCUUCAGGCUUUUGCUCAUCUUGGGUCUCGCAGGCUGGCCUACCCUGAGCUCUUUCUACGAGGUCUGGAGCUGCGAGGGGGCAGGGAGGCAGAGGGAGAAGAUCCAGGAGGAACCCACUCUCCGGCUUCGCAACGUGAUCGAUGGGCAGAUGAAGUAGAGGAAGAAAUUGGAGAAGAGGACGUGGAAGAAGAGGAAUAGUGAAUAAAAAGAGAGAGAGUGUGUGUGUAUGUAUACAAGUGUGUGUCUGUGUGGUAAAGCAUCCACAGUAAAAAAAAAUAAAAAAUCUCACUCAGGUGGCUGGACUAAUGACCUGCUGCUCCCAUAUAGAGAGCACUUAAAAAACAGAAACAACUAAAUGAUAAAAAAGGAAAAAAAUGGAAAACGGGUUUUCUGAGAUAUUUUAAAUGUUUGUCUUCUGGCUCUUGGCAUUUGAUUUAAUUUUGUCUUUUAACUAUUAUUUCUUGUUUGCUCUUUAUUUUUAUGUAUUUCAGGUUUGAGCUGUUUGAUUUGAUUUUUCUAGCUGGAAGUGCGUGUGUGUGCGUGUGUGUGUGUUGAGUGUGUGGUUACCGGGAUGCUUUUCACUAUGCAAACUAAAAUCCAGAGCUGCAACAUAUAGGGAUAUUUUAAGAUGUAUAUUUUAGUUACAAUAUAAAUGUAUUGAUUCAGGUGCAAUUCAGAAGUCAUAUCACCUAGAUCACAAAGAAUGGCCACUGUCCCCUGGUGGUUAUCAGUGGAAAUGCAGUCUUAAUUAAUCCACGUUGUUCUGUACAUUGUAAGCAAUAAUGUUCUUUUCUUGUUUGUAGUCGAAUAUUUGCUUUGCUUUGGUGCUUAAACCAAAGAUUUUAGUUGAACUGUUCUCUUAAAUCUUAAGUUAACAGGAGAGGAGACAGGUGAAUUGUAGCCAAUGUUGGGUUUGAAGAGAGGAUUCUUCCCAACUGUUUUGAUAGCCAUGAGAAAGAAUCUGCUUCCAUAUUUGAGUGUUUCAGAGCCGCAGAGCUCUGUGUUUAAAUGCCUGACCAAAAGAGACAAAGUCUGGGUCAAUGAGUUGAUGUUGAUUAUGUUGAAGACGAUGCUUCUUUCCCAAAGGCUGUGGAUUUCAGUCUUCCAAUGCACUCGUUUGGGUUCCUUGUUUGAGAAAAAAAAAAAAACAAAGAAAAGGGGCAAAUCUUGCCUCUAUUUUCUGUACGUAUUUAUUUAUUGUUAUUUAUUAUGACUCUUCUGCUGAAACUCUUUUUUUUGUGAGACCAAAUCCUGGGUGGGGGCAAAAGCUCACAGUCCACUUCUCGUCUAAAUCUUACAAGCAGCUGCUUUGCGCUUAAGAUUUUGGCUCAACAUCUCCAUAUACCUAAACGCCUUCUUUUUUUAAAAAUGGGCUGCGUGUCUUCUUUUUGGCGAUUCUUCCUCAAAUGCAUUCUUUGCACAUUUAACCCCAUCAGGUACUGCAAUAAUACAGGCACAUUCCAUCCUCUGGGGUUGAGAGAAGGGAACAGAGCAAAGAAGUAGUCGGGGGGUUUAAAACCUUCAAUGUAACUGGAAAACAAACUUUGCUGUUUGACAUUUUCAGCAUGCUUCUUUGUUGGUAAUUCAACAUGUAUAGUACUGUAUCACAUGUUAUUGCAUGGCAGUUCUUAUAGAUCAGCCACCGCUGUGUCUAAAGGGGCCAUUAUCUUUUGAGUUAAUCUAUCUUCGACCAAAAACCUUUUUAGCUUCGUCAUGCUUUCCCUCGACCAGUGCAUUUAGGCCUUUUUGCAGGGUGCAAUGCAAUCAUUAAUGGCUGUAAGUGACAGCGGUUGUCUUUUUAUUUCCAAUCCUCUUGAAACCCUUGUAGUCAGAGCCUGGUGUAGCAGUCACACUGGUCUGGCCUUGUGUGCACUAUCCACUCCUUGUUGUGUAGUAAAUCUUUUUUUUUUUUUUUAAUUUCCAGUUUAUUUGCACUAUAUAUUUGAGAGCUUCAAGCCUUUUUGUCUGACCUUCAAUAUCUAGUCCAUUAACUCACUCGGUAUGAUUUAAGAUUGUGAUUGAAAUUGACUAUACUUCUUUAAAACCCACAUACGUUGAAUACUCUUCCUCCUGCAUAAUGUACAGAGUUAUAGUCAAUAUAAUAUAUAUUGGGAUGAAGUUGCCUUAGAUUUUUUUUUUUUUUUUGUGCUGCAACUAUUCUCAGGAAACCUUGAGCAAUGCACUAAGUGAUUAUACAAAAUACAAAAUGGGAAGAAAUCGUUUGGUGCUGUAGGGCGAUUGACACUCCUCAUGCAAGUGUAAGGCCAGUGGUUUCAAAACAAGUGAUUUUGUAGAUUUUGUAUCAUUUGACGUUUGAGUAAGUAAACGAAUGAAACCUAUCGUGAAAUGAAAAUAAGGAGAGAGGGAGAUAAUAGUGGUGAAAGUAAACUACUGGCCUUACGAGAACCAGUCCUGCUGGAUUGUCAGUAUGGCAGUUGGUCCUGUUCAUGAAGGGUGUUGGUGUUCCCAGUCAGAGCUUUGUGAAUGAAUGAGGGUUAACUGAUGCCAGCUGUGAAGUGUGUGUUUCUAUGUGAGCUGUUUGUUUUCUUGGCUUCGGUGAAGGGACACGGGGUCCGGUCUGAAUAGAGACCCCGCUAUCAGGGAUACAUUUUUGUCUUUCAGUUUUAGUGGAACCUUCUCAGAGAUAUGAAUUCAUUUCCCCAUAAUUUGUUUAAGUUAAUGUAAAGAAAAUAAAUAAAGAUCUCUAAGCUUG